AUGAUUACAACUUGCAAUGAUAGUCACAGUGACUUCAUCCUUCUGGGCUUCUCUGAUAAGCCACUUUUGGAGAAGAUAUUAUUUUGGAUUGUUUUGAUUUUUUAUUGUCUGACUAUUGCAGGAAAUACGCUUAUAAUUCUUGUCUCCUGGAAGGAUCCUAAAUUCCACAUCCCAAUGUAUUUUUUUCUUUCCAAUCUUUCCAUUCUAGAUCUCUGUUUCACCAGUAGCUGUGUCCCACAGAUGUUAGUUAAUUUCUGGGGUCUGGAGAAGACUAUCAGCUACAUUGGUUGUGCAAUUCAACUUUAUGUCUUCUUGUGGCUUGGUGCCACUGAAUGUGUCCUUCUUGUGGUCAUGGCUGUGGACCGUUAUGUAGCAGUGUGUCAUCCACUUCAAUAUACCACUAUUAUGCAACCAAAACUAUGCCUGCAGCUGGCCAUUCUUGCAUGGGGGACUGGUCUGAUUCAGUCUCUGAUCCAGUCCCCUACUACACUUCAGUUACCCUUCUGCUCUCACCGGAGAGUGAAUGACAUUGUGUGUGAAGUACCAGCCCUGAUUCAGGUCUCCAGUGCAGACACUACGUACAAUGAACUUCAGAUGUCCAUAGCCAGUAUUAUUCUUCUGGUGGUACCCUUGAUUAUUAUCCUUUCCUCUUAUGGUGCUAUUUCUAAGGCUGUGCUAAAAAUAAAGUCAAUCUCAGGACAGAAGAAAGCAUUUGGCACCUGUACUUCUCACCUUCUUGUGGUCUCCCUCUUCUAUGGUACAGUCACAGCUGUCUAUCUUCAACCCAAAAAUCACUAUGCUCAUGAACGAGGCAAGUUUUUCACUCUUUUCUAUACUGUUGUAACCCCUACUUUGAAUCCACUGAUAUACACUCUUAGAAACAAGGAGGUAAAGGGGGCACUAAUAAGACUCGGAAAGAAGACCUGGAAUUUCCAAAAUAACUAG
Erinaceus europaeus (western European hedgehog) is the source of this 945-nucleotide messenger RNA. RefSeq names its product olfactory receptor 2H2-like. The record is from RefSeq and is a predicted model, not a curated record. The transcript has a single exon. Gene Ontology annotation, molecular function: olfactory receptor activity; G protein-coupled receptor activity. Bases 1 to 945 code for a protein of 314 amino acids. Lineage: Eukaryota; Metazoa; Chordata; Mammalia; Eulipotyphla; Erinaceidae. Gene Ontology annotation, biological process: G protein-coupled receptor signaling pathway. Gene Ontology annotation, cellular component: membrane.